AAGGAUUUCCCAACUGAACGCAUCGUUCGUAUCGGUUUAUUUACAGGUGAAACGUCUUCUGGUAAAAGCAGCUUGAUCAAUCUUAUUCUUGGAGAGGAAAUUCUACCCUAUUCCCAUAAAUGCUGUACAUCCACCAUAUGUGAACUGAAGUAUGGGGACGAACGCAGGCUGGUGGUGCACUUUAAAGACAAGGAUCAUCCAGAAACAGAACUCCCAACUGAGGAAAUCUUACUUGCGCAGCCAACAGAAUCUUUCAGUUACCUUGAUCAGAUCUUUUCAUAUGUUCAUGUGAAGAAUGACAGCGGAAAUAAAGGUUCAGUUGUCAAAAAGGUCGAGCUUUUUUGGCCGCACAGUCUUUUGCAGGUAAAUCAACCUCAUUUGCCCGCAAAAGUUUGUAGAUAGACUGAUAGUUCCAGAGCAGUUUUAGUCCAUUGUGGUCUUCAAAUAGUGUUAUAAAUUAAAUCGAUGACACUAAAGUUAAUAUGUUCUUUAAUUUACACUGGAUAUAUCACUGGAAAUUAUUGACAAUUUCUUGCAAAACAAAAUUAUUUGACCAGCGAUCAAUUACAUUUUAAAAAGAUAAGGUUACUUUAACGACAAUGUGCUCUCUCGUCCACAUAGGCAACAUAGGUAAACGGGCAGAGUACGAUGAAGAGGUUGAAGUUGGAAGGCAAAAAGGCGGGAGCCUCUUCGAGGCUUUCUUGAGAGGAGAGAGGAUGCUUUAAAAUGUCCGGAGAUUACUUAAGUUAAAUACAAUAUAUUCCCGGAAAUGCUACUUUUCUCAAGAAAUUAUUUUGAAUCGGUUACAAAUUGCCAGUUUUUAGAUGAUCCUUGUUGAAAAGCGAUCAAAAAAAGGUUCCGUCGAUACUUCUUCUGUCGGUCAUACUUCCUUAACUCAUUUAUCUAUUUUCUCUCUCUUUUAUCUCUACUGAUUGGGCUGUUAGGCAGUUAUUGUAAUUUUAGGUGUGUUUUGAUUUUCUUGGUUACUAAUCAUAGACAGGAUUAGUAAUCAUUGACAGCCCUGGUGUCGGAGAAUCUGAUGAGAUGGACAAGAUGGUAGUCCAGUAUCUACCUAAAGCGUUUGCUUUUGUCUAUGUCAUUAACAGUGCAAACGCUGGUGGAAUUCAAAAAGACAGGGUGAGUAUUUUAUCCUUUUCUGUCGAUUUUACCCAUACGUUCCUCAUAGAAGGUUGGUGAGGGGGCGGGCAUAGGCACUCGCGCUUCAAUCCGUGUAUUUAAAAUUCUCUACAUUACUUCCACUUGAAACUAGAUGAUUUUUUUUCUGGGCGGGAGCGCACUUCAGUGGGAAAUUUAAAUAGCACUGGGAACAUUCAGUUAAUUUAACACGUCGAGAUUGUGUUGAGACGUGAUGACUAAAGGUCAAAAAAGGGUCCUCAGGGGAAUCGCCAUCUUGAAAUAAAAGCCAAAAUGGUUUCCGAGCAGCAGGGUUGUAGUCAGUCUCCUGCAAGCUUCUAUUUUGACAGCAGUACCGCUUUGGUUCGACUAAUUCUGUACGUUGUUCUAGUUCUGCAGUUUAAAAAUGUGCGAAUUUUCUGAUACGGGUAAUUUACUUGUGAAUGGAGAAAAGCAUCAUUUUAGAGCUACAAAUUUAGGCCGAGUCAGUUCCGAUGAGCCUUUGGCACAAAUACAGUUAACGUUUGUCAAGACAAACUGCCACUUCACCAGUUCUCCCUUUUGCUACAUCAAUGGCGAAUAACGAAUUAAAACUUUACAUCAGCAAGAGACUGAAGAAGUGACCUGUUGGCACAAUUUUUUUCUCACAGCUUGAAAAGCUGCUGGUUAUGGCGAGGGACAUGUCACUCGGGGAUCCAAACCAAGAAAAAGAAGAAGGUGGAUUAACGUCCGUUAUAGAGGAAGAUCCCUUAUCCAAAUGCGCGUUGUUUGUGUGCAACAAGUGGGAGCAAGUGCCAGAGCAAGAAGUUCAAUCAGUCAAAGAUGAAACCGUAAAAAAACUAGGAAAUGUCUGGCCCGGCAUUGAUCCCGAAUCACAAAUCACCCACAUGUCAACCGCUAGAGCUGUAACUGCUCAAAACCUUGGUGUUAUCACCGAAGAAUUUUCCUCUGUAAUGGAUGGAAUAAAGUCAGUGAUCCUGAUGAGCAUUGAAGCUAAGUUGGAACUUCAUUGGAAGUAAGCGUUAAUUUAUAAACUCUACUCUCUCCUGCGUCAAAAAAGGCAGCGAUACUAAUAUUCUGCCAAUACGCUCAGACCCUUCGAUGCAUGCACAACAGUUCUACCUUUUUUCAUUCUGGUUAAGAUGAAAUUAAGACAGGAGGACUAAGCAUUUUGCGAAGACUUCGCUGUAAAAGUGCUUGAGGUGCUGAGAAAAAAGCCGCAUUGUGUGAUUCGAACUUUUUAUUUACCGAACUUAAUGACUUUUUAGGUCGACCAAAAUGAUACAAGUUCGACGGUUGAUUCAAACGUCAAACUUCAUUUGUCGGACUCAAUUCAUUUUCACGACGUACACUGGUCUACAAUGCUUGUCAUUGAAAAUAAAUUAUAGUAAUUUAUGCAUUAUGUUUGGCACAUGAGAAGUUCAAUCGACGAGUAAAACAAAGUCGCUCCACAGUCGAAAUUCUCACGUGGGUCACUCGAUCUCGAUUCCAUAAAAAUUGUAGCCUAUAGCCAUUUUUUCUGGAGAAUUUGAUGGGAGUCUGACUCUAAAAUCGAUAUUAGUUCAAUUGGACUGAGUUUGGAUAAGGAUGGGGUGCUAGGUAAAAAUCGACUUGUGCUGGCGGUAAUUAAUGCAAGAGAGGGAAUAAUUUUCAUAUUGUCAAAGUUGGUUAACACUACCUUCUUUGCCUUUCCUCAAAGGUGCGAUCUUUUUUCUUUGUGAUUAAUUGUUGCCACAGAUAACUACACGUGCUUUCAUUUUUUAGUUGGCUUCACAGAUUUCUUACAACGAUUGUGAUUCACGCAAAAGUGUUCUUGGAAAAUGCUUCCAAUACCCAUGACGACAUCAACCAGAAAAUGGAGAAGGUUAUUCACCGUUUAAAUGUAAUGAAAAGAGGUCAAAGGAGAGUGAUUCAGGACCUGCAGGCAUCUUUCAACGAAAAAGUCCACACUAUUUUGUGCCAACUCUCGGAAUAUCUCGAUUCUGAAGACGCAAUGGCGCGCUUUACAUCAUGGUCGGAGAACGAAUUUCCAGAUCAGUAUAUAUCGGCUUUGACUCCGGAAGUGGGAGAGAAAAUAGACACGCUACUGUCUAGCCGUUUUCAAGAGGUUGUAAAGCAAUGGGAGGAAGAAAACCAUGUGUUUGCAGAUGCUCGCCUUUCCCUCGUGAAAAAGGUUAAGAAUUGCUACGAUGAAGCUGAAUUUCAGAGAAGGAAUCUCCUAUUCGACGCCACAGACGUACCUCGUGGUGUUAGCAAUUUUAAAAAGUUUCGGUUUUCCAUCCCCAGAAAGGCGUACAUGAAGAUAAGAAUUCUUACCUUCGCGGUGUUUGGCUUAGUCGCCGACGCUAUGGAUGUCAGGUUUAUCACUGAGUUGUAUGGGGGUUCCAAAAUUGACUUUAAGGAUGUUAUCUCACAAGCUUCAGUAACGUUUCUCUCUUCUAGAAGAGAGAAGAGGCAACUUAAAAAGUUUGUGGAGGGCAAAUUAAACGAUGUUAAGGACUGUCUUGGUAAAAUUGAAGUUCGUCUUCCAGAGCUGAUAGAGGAGGACAGAGAACUUUAUUCAGAGCUGUAUGGGCAACUCUUAUGUAACCUUGAGCAGGAAACUCACUUCCAGGAGGAAAACAAAGACCGCUACCGGAGGAUACGGGAUGAGGGGUCACAAUGCAGAGAUCAACUGGCACUAUUUGGUCUAAAAAAUGUUUGUACCACCAAAAUCAACCACGAAGAAUUAGAAUGGAAAGAAGAAAAGUCAUCGCUCCUGGGCAGUGGGUCAUUUAGUGCAGUUUAUCAAGGAGCAAUGAGAAGAUGCGGCGAAGUUGCGACUGUGGCUUUGAAGGUGUUCAAUGAGGCGCUAAAUGCCGAUAACGCCAGCGAAAUCAUGCAGGAGAUGAAAAUGUUAAGGCAAGUUAAAACGUUUUGUUUUGUUUCUUCCCUACACGUUCUUGUAGGUCAUUUUUGUACGGAAUUUGAAUUCCUGUUUUUGAAAGACAAACUUAGGAUGAGUUGGAUUGACCUUCAGAAAUAUUCCGUAUUAAGGACAAGUGGAAAUAAAUUGUAGAAAUCACUUUUUUUGGCAUUUACUUCAUUGCAAUACCUAGAAAUUUGCUUGAAAUAAAAUAUUCCAAUGUAUGUAGAGUUGACCUGGUCCAAAAUCUACGGUAGAAGAGAUUUCAUUGUAACAAAACUUGCUUUUGAGGAUUCUUAUUCCGGAAUACGAUCAAUGGAAAGUACCCUGUGUUGUAAACUAAACAAAGUUGAAGAAACUGACUGAGGUUAAUUGCACCUCUUUCCUUUGUUCAUAUGUCAGAAUUCUAAAGCACCCUCACAUCGUGCAGUUUUAUGGCAUAUAUCUUGAUAUGAGCAGCCCUAUGAGCACUAGAGUCAUCUUUGUCAUGGAGAAGUGCAAAGGAAACUUAAGGAACCACAUCUUCAGAGACGUGGAGUCAACGCCUGGUAGAUCUAAAAAGGCUACUACCGUCAAAGAAGUUUGCCACUGGGCAAAACAGAUCAUUGAUGGUUUGGCUCAUAUUCAUGAAUUGGGAGUUGUGCACGGGGACUUUAAGCUGGAAAACAUCUUGGUAUGAAGAUAGAAUAUUUUAAUAUCGUGAUUGUAAAAGUCUGUUGAUGUAUACAAAUUGGAGUCCUCUCGGAAAUAUUGAAAGGGCAAAUCUUGCAAUGAAGUCUUCUCUCUGGAUUUAAUUAAUUUGAGUGUCAAAAUAUGGGAGACAGUGAGCUGAAACCAUUGUGUCUUUCUCCUUUUGUAAACAAUAGUGGAUAUCAAGGUAUCAGGAGAGAGAGAGAGAGAGAGAGCUGUGAAUAGUCUAUCGAGUGCCCUUUCUUGUGGGUGAUCCAUUUUUUGGUGGGGGGAGGGGGCGGGGGGAUCUGUUUCCUUUUCACGAUUAGCAGAAAAAGAGGACUACUUAAAACAAGUCCAAAGUAAAUAUCAGUUGUUUCCUUGGGGUGGUAAUGAAAAGUCAAAUGUGACUCAAGUGACUCCGAAGAAGGCGUUGAUCGAAGGCGUGGUCAGAACAGGCAGUCAGCUACCACGCAGCGUGGAAGUUGUUUGGAAACACACCAUUACAUUUACCCUGCGAACAAAGACUUCUCUCGGGUAUGGCUUUUCGCGUAAGCGACACGAACGACUUCGUAAACGCUAAAAGCCAUGCCAGAGAGAAAUCGUUGCUCGAAGGGUAAAUUACAUUCCUAGUUUAAUGGCCUAUUUCCCCACAAGUCUUUCGUAACUUAAUGUAGAGUAUCUGUACUAUUCGCCAGAAGGUCAAAGGUUCGACUCUUGUCGGAAGAACUCGGAAUUUUCCACUCGACUAGCCGGCGUCACAAACCAAGAAAAGCAUAAUCUUUGUCUGAACUAUUGCACUAUUUUUAUAAUGCAUUGUUCCUUUAAAGUUGUCUGAAGAUAACACAGUGAAGAUUGCAGACGUUGGCCUGGCCAAAGCAGAAACAGAGAUCACCGGCACCUUUAAGGGAACACCUGUUUAUAUGGCACCUGAAGUGUUUCAUUCCAAAAUGUACGACUCCAAGGCAGACAUCUACAGCCUGGGGCUGUUAAUGUGGGAGAUGUGGUACGGAAAGCGGGCCUUUGGUGACGCUCCAGGAACAACGCCCCAAGGUUUGUUUGACUGGGUCGAUAAAGGAAACCGUCCAGUUCACAAGCAGGGCUGCAAGACGCCUCCAUCCGUCUGGGAACGGUUGAUGACACAGUGUUGGGACGGGGAUGCAGAUAAACGCCCAACAGCCAAGGAAUGUAUGGAAGAAGUCAAAAAAAUGGCAGUUUGUAACUAA
Molecule: messenger RNA, 5934 nt
Organism: Porites evermanni
Lineage: Eukaryota; Metazoa; Cnidaria; Anthozoa; Scleractinia; Poritidae
Source: the annotation of a GenBank genome assembly